This is a messenger RNA of Aspergillus sclerotioniger CBS 115572, 1550 nucleotides long. RefSeq names its product FAD-dependent oxidoreductase. NCBI's taxonomy places the organism in Eukaryota, Fungi, Ascomycota, Eurotiomycetes, Eurotiales, Aspergillaceae. The transcript is spliced from 3 exons. The record is from RefSeq and is a predicted model, not a curated record. Bases 285 to 1550 code for a protein of 421 amino acids. Gene Ontology annotation, molecular function: monooxygenase activity; FAD binding.
CAACAUCAUUCAACUAAACCCUCUAAUUAUGAGAGUCAUGCCUGAUACUAACCAGAACAGUCAAUCUAAAAGUUCAAUUCUGAAAUCAUGACAUCAGAGAGAACAUUCCUAGGCAGUCCCGGAGGAAUCCCGACCUGACAACAUCUCCUCCCGGACUCUCCGCGGACUCUCCGGCCCACACAUCCUCUCCGGUCGCAUCUACACUAUAAAACAUCCAUCAUCCCAAUUCCACAACCAUCAAUCACAACCAUCAUUCCACAAUCCAACCCAGCGAAGCCAAAAAAAUGCCACCCCCCACCCCCCUAAUAAUCGGCAGCGGUAUCGCGGGCCCCAUCCUCGCCAUCUUGCUAAAACGCAAAGGCUACCAUCCUCUCGUCUUCGAAAAAGUCCCCGCCCUAGGAGACGCCGGCGCAUCCCUAAUGCUGAUGCCGAAUGGAAUGAAAAUCCUCAACCUCAUAACCCCCACCACCACCUUGUUAUCCACCCGCAACCCCUUAACCACCCUCUGGCACGGCACUGCCUCCGGGGACACCACUCUGGGGGAAUCGAAUCUACCCAGUACCUAUACGGAGAGAUAUACCCAGCCGGCGAUGGGGAUUAAGCGGACGGAAUUGAACCUUCAUUUGAAGGAAUUGCUCGUUGAGAAUGGGAUUCCGUUGUAUGAGGGGUAUAAUCUUUGCAACUUUGACGAAGAUGAAGAAUUAAAGACAGUGAUGGCGUAUUUUACAAACGGGGAAAGGGUAACAGGGUCGUUUUUGGUCGGGUGUGAUGGAAUCAAGUCUUCCACCAGAAGAAUCCUACUUUCUCGACAGGGCGUGAGCGAAGGAGACCCCGUGUUUACAGGUUUACUGCAAGUUGCGGGGAUUUCGAGGGGGGAUUUAGGCGGGAUGUUGGGGGAGAGAGGGGUGGGAGGACUGAGUAAUUGGUAUGGGGAGGGGGUGCAUGUUGUUGGGUAUCCGGUCUCUUCUUCCUCUGGGAGUGGUGAUGGGGAGAUGUCCUGGGCUGUGACGUUAGCAGGCACCGAGGUGGAAGAGACAUGGAAGGCUGUUUCUGAUGGAGAGGAGAUGGAGAGGCGAAAGGCGAUGUUGAGGGAGAAGUUAGUGGGGUUUGAACCAGGGUUAUUGGAGAUGGUGGAGAGAGCAAAUCGCAUCAUUUCCUAUGGAUUGUUUGAUCGUGCCGAGGUGGCAGCCGAGCAGUGGUUUUCCUCCCGGGCAGUGUUGGUGGGUGAUGCGGCGCAUCCGACCAGUCCGCAUUUGGGGCAGGGGGGGAAUCAGGCUUUGGAGGAUUGUUAUCAUUUGAGUCGAUUGCUGCCGGAUGUGAGUGAGGGGGCGGUGGUGGACGGCUUGGAGGACAUCUUUGGGGAGUUUGCCCGGUUGAGACAGCCACAUACGGCGGCGUUGGUCAAACAGGCUCGGCAUUUGGGAGAGCAGCGCGUGGUGCUGGGGGGUCCGGAGCGUUGUCGAGAGCGCGAUGCUGGGAUUGUUGCGGCUUGGAGUGAUCAGGAGGCUGUGGCUGAGGGAUUGGAUCGUUUGUUUAGGGAGCCGUUUUAG